AUUGACUACGUCACAGAGCAUGACCUCGGAGGUGUAAUGAUUUGGGCCAUUGACUUUGAUGAUGAUCAGCGGACAAUGCUUAAUGUGAUAACAAAGGUGAACUCAUUUUUCCAUUCAACUCUAAGUUGGACUGAUGAAAACUUUACCUCAGUAUUCUUCAGGAAAAAUUAG
Molecule: messenger RNA, 171 nt
Organism: Haemonchus placei
Lineage: Eukaryota; Metazoa; Nematoda; Chromadorea; Rhabditida; Trichostrongylidae
Source: the annotation of a GenBank genome assembly